AUGAGAUACUCUUGGCCUGAUGAGAAUACACGAAAAGAAAUGCAAGUCAAGGAAACAUUCCAUCAUUCAGCCAACGCCGUUACCUAUAUGCAUGACAAGAUUGGAUUGCAUCGAAUAGCCAAUUUGACAGAUAAGCCUGCCAUAUCUCUUCACCUUUAUACCCCAGCUUUUGACACUUGUGCAACUUUUGAAGAGGGAACUGGUAAAAAACGACAAUGUGGGAAGUGCACGUUUUAUACCAUCAAUGGAGAGAAAGUGGAACGCACUUAUAGUACGACCAGCAGUAACGAUGAAGCUGGAAUCAUCUCUACUGUUACUGAUAUUACAACUCUAUGA
Messenger RNA from Synchytrium microbalum, 336 nucleotides. RefSeq names its product cysteine dioxygenase. Bases 1 to 336 code for a protein of 111 amino acids. The record is from RefSeq and is a predicted model, not a curated record. The transcript is spliced from 3 exons. Gene Ontology annotation, biological process: L-cysteine catabolic process. Lineage: Eukaryota; Fungi; Chytridiomycota; Chytridiomycetes; Synchytriales; Synchytriaceae. Gene Ontology annotation, molecular function: ferrous iron binding; cysteine dioxygenase activity.